This is a messenger RNA of Brassica napus (rape), 1624 nucleotides long. RefSeq names its product serine/threonine-protein kinase PBS1-like. The transcript is spliced from 5 exons. Gene Ontology annotation, molecular function: protein kinase activity; ATP binding. The record is from RefSeq and is a predicted model, not a curated record. NCBI's taxonomy places the organism in Eukaryota, Viridiplantae, Streptophyta, Magnoliopsida, Brassicales, Brassicaceae. Gene Ontology annotation, biological process: protein phosphorylation. Bases 145 to 1473 code for a protein of 442 amino acids.
AAAGGAAGUUUUGUUUCCUUGAAUGGAAAAUUAUCUCCGUCAACAAGAAAAAAGUUUCUGGCUUUUUCGUUCUUGUUCAAAGGGACUUUGCAAGUUUUUGAUUACUAUCCUUCAUCCCUUGUGGAAAUUUUUGAGUAGAAGGAGAUGGGUUGUUUCUCGUGUUUCAAUUCGAGUGAAGAUGAGAAGCUGAACCCAGUUGAGGAAUCAUCCAAGCCUCAGAAACAAUCACAACCGACAGUAUCCAAUAACAUUUCUAGACUUCCUUCAGGUGGGGAGAAGAAGCUUAGCUCAAAGAGCAAUGUAAGGUCAAAAAGAGAGCUACUUCUUCCGAGAGAUGAGCUUGAGCAAAUUGCUGCUCAUACAUUUGCUUUCCGUGACCUCGUUGCUGCAACUAUGGACUUUCAUCCCGACACUUUCUUAGGCGAAGGUGGUUUCGGAUGUGUCUACAAAGGAAGGCUUGAAACCACCGGUCAGGUUGUUGCUGUUAAGCAAUUGGAUAGGAAUGGUUUACAAGGUAACAGAGAGUUUCUGGUAGAAGUUCUUAUGCUCAGCCUUCUUCAUCAUCCCAACUUAGUCAACCUUAUUGGUUACUGUGCUGAUGGAGAUCAACGCCUCUUGGUCUAUGAGUUUAUGCCCUUAGGAUCAUUGGAAGAUCACCUCCACGAUCUUCCACCAGAUAAGGAGGCAUUAGAUUGGAACAUGAGAAUGAAGAUAGCUGCUGGUGCGGCUAAAGGUUUGGAGUUUCUACAUGAUAAAGCAAACCCUCCGGUUAUCUAUAGAGAUUUCAAGUCAUCAAACAUUCUACUGGCCGAAGGUUUCCACCCAAAGCUUUCUGAUUUUGGACUUGCUAAACUCGGACCAACAGGAGACAAGUCUCAUGUCUCCACUAGAGUCAUGGGAACCUAUGGAUACUGUGCUCCAGAGUACGCGAUGACCGGACAGCUGACAGUUAAAUCAGAUGUCUACAGUUUCGGUGUGGUGUUUCUGGAGCUCAUUACUGGUAGAAAAGCAAUAGACAGUGAGAUGCCUCAUGGAGAACAGAACCUAGUGGCUUGGGCUCGUCCAAUGUUCAACGACAGGAGAAGGUUUAUAAAACUGGCGGAUCCUAAGUUAAAGGGGAGGUUUCCAACACGAGCACUGUAUCAAGCAUUAUCUGUGGCUUCAAUGUGCAUCCAAGAGGAGGCGGCUACACGUCCUCCUAUAGCAGAUUUGGUAACUGCAAUCUCAUAUCUUGCAAACCAAGCUUAUGAUCCAAACAAGAAUGAUAGAGGGGGAAGGAACGAUGGAGGUGGCAAGUUUGAUCUAGCAGGUUCGGAGAAGGAAGAUUCACCGAGAGAGACGGCUAGGAUAUUGAACCGAGACAUUGAUAGGAAGCGUGCGGUUGCAGAUGCUAAAAUGUGGGGAGAGAGUUCGAGGGAGAAGCGAAGACAGAGUGAGAAACGAACUUCAGAGAGCAACAGUACCACCGGUUAGGGUUUUGAUACUUUUUUGGUCUUAUUUAUUUUGAAACAUAGAAAGAAAAAAACAUUGUGACAAAGAGUUGACGAUGUACAUUAUAUAUGUGAUGUUGCAACAUGGGCCAAAGUGGGACUCUAAUUUUUAAUAAAAAAGCUCUAAUUGAAGA